Colletotrichum orchidophilum is the source of this 747-nucleotide messenger RNA. RefSeq names its product N-acetyltransferase. The transcript is spliced from 3 exons. Gene Ontology annotation, biological process: protein acetylation. The record is from RefSeq and is a predicted model, not a curated record. Gene Ontology annotation, molecular function: N-acetyltransferase activity. NCBI's taxonomy places the organism in Eukaryota, Fungi, Ascomycota, Sordariomycetes, Glomerellales, Glomerellaceae. Bases 1 to 747 code for a protein of 248 amino acids.
AUGAGACUGAACGAGCAUACAGGCAUAGUAGCUAUUGUGACGCCGAGAGUGACUCUCGUCCCCUACGAGGCGAGGCAUGUGGAGCAAUAUCAUGAGUGGAUGAGCGAUCCGGAUAUCCAAGAAGCCACGGCCUCGGAGCCGCUCACAUUGGAAGAGGAAUACGAGAACCAGCAGUCAUGGCGCACCUCACACGACAAGCUCACCUUUAUCAUCUGCCAGCCCCUCGACUCAUCUGACCGGACGACCUCCCACAAGACCGUACACGCAGGCAAGGUCGACGCCUCGGAGCGGAUGAUUGGCGAUAUCAACUUCUUCAUCUACCCCUACGAUGAUGACGACGACGGAAACGAAGAGAGCCAAGCUGCGAAUGAUGCCUCGUAUGUUGGCGAGGUGGACGUCAUGGUGGCGUCCAAGGAGCAUCGCGGCAAGGGCGUCGGCCACGCCGCCGUGACGACGCUGUUGACCUACGUGCUCCGCAACAAGGCGCGGAUCCUCGAGGAGUACGUCGUUGGGGAGGAGGGCAAGAAGAGUGCGGAGGCGCCGGAACUGAAGGGCUUGAUGGUGAAGAUUAAGGAGGGCAACGCCGCGAGUAUUGCGCUCUUUCGGCGGCUGGGGUUUGUGCAGAAGGGGGAAGUGAAUUAUUUUGGUGAGAUCCAGAUGGUUCUCGGGGACUUGGAUGAGUUCGCGGCGUCUUCCGCUGGAGUCAUGGCUGCAGAUGAAUAUCGCGAGGUUUUGUAUUGUCGAUAG